Messenger RNA from Medioppia subpectinata, 1790 nucleotides. NCBI's taxonomy places the organism in Eukaryota, Metazoa, Arthropoda, Arachnida, Sarcoptiformes, Oppiidae. The record is from the annotation of a GenBank genome assembly.
GGUAAUCAUCAAAAUCUUUGUGAUAAUCCCAAAUGACAUAUCACUUCUCCAUUGAGAUCGACUCCACCGGCAAACUCGCCAUCGAAGAGGAAAAUAGUGGCAAAAAGUUAUGGAAACUAUCAGUCAUUAUGUUUUUGAUCACUAUUUCUCUUCUCAUAAUGAUCGGUCUAUUCAUUGUGGAAGGGCUUCAGUGCCGACAGACCGACGAAGAGGCCGACCAAUGCGGACAACAUUUGACAUUCUUCGGCGAUCCCGAUGUUGUCAUACCGUUGAACGAAGACGAUAUGGUCCGGCACUGCAAGCUAAUGUUUGACUCAAUCAAAUGCCUGCAACAGUACGCCCGGACCUGUUUGCCGACAUUCCCGCAACAGGCGCUUCAGAUCUUCACGUACGACAUGAAACAAGUGAUACAACAGCGAUGCCAUUCGCCACUCGUCAGGCAAAACUUUCUAGAGUACGCCAAGUGCUGGUCGCCGAAGUCGCGUAUGCAUAAGACCAACAUCUGUUCCGACAAACACAUUGUCCAACUGGAGUACAUCCGGUGGCACGUGGACCCCGAGCACCAGAUACCGGCCAUUUGUUGCACAUACCAUCAGCGGCACGACUGUAUCAAACGCGAGAUAUCGGACAUAUGUGACGACCAGAAUGUCGAGUACGUCAUCGAAAUCAUCGACGGCUCAACUCAAGCCAUGUUUGAGUUUACGUGCGAUCAGUUCACGUCCACCAAGUCCUGCAACCGGCUGUUCAACGCCACCGUUUGGGAACCGCUCAAGAAUGUGGUCAAUACUAAUGAUGAAAAACUGUUGGCCGCCCGACACAAGCAUAAGAGCAGUCUCGGCCCCAUUGUGGCCAUUAUUACACAUUUUGAGAUUUCUAUGUUGGAUGGGGUGAAGUGUUUGCACGACUUCGGGCGCAACUGUUUGUCCGCCUUUCCAAAGCAGGCGUUGGGUAUACUCACUAACCGUCUCCGCAAAGUCAUACUCAGGCGGUGCCGACGACGUCGGGAAAGAGAUAGGUUCUUGGCGUUUGCCAAAUGUCUUCAGCCUCGGGGGCGACUCCGGCGGACCAACGCCUGUGUGGACAAACACAUCGUUCAGUUGGAGUACAUUAAGGCUCGGGUGGGACUGGACUCGACCCUACAGGCCAUUUGCUGUACGUUUCAUCAGCGCAAUGACUGCGUCCAGCGGGAAAUGUCGGCCAUUUGUGAUCAAACAGAUGUCGACUAUUUGAUGAAAAUCAUCGACGACUCGACCAAAGAUGUGACCACUUUUGCCUGCGGCCGAUACGCCAGCACCGAGUCAUGCGAUCGCCAUUUUCAGGCAUCUGUUUGGCAGCCAUUGAAAGAUAUCGCCGACACUUUUUUAGACAACCAGAAGAAGGGCGAAGAGAAUCUCAAGACAUUAUCGCGAUCUAAGGCCAGCGUUUGGGUCGACACUAAUAAAGGCAAUAUAUUUAGUACAAGUAUUGGCAGCAGUCAUAUAGAAAAGGACAAGAAUGGUAAUAACGGGACGGGAGCAGCGGUGGGCCGGUCAUCAAACAUGUUGCUAACACUGAUGAUACAGCCCGGCGGACAGACACCCGUCACCGAAGUGAGGGCCAGCGAUGGCCACGAGUCCAGCCUUAAGCCCAUACUAUUGCUGUUACAACAACAGCAAGACUUGAGUGAAUUGUUGUUAGAAAAACAGGAGAAAGUGGAGAAAAUGAACGUUCAUUUACAGCAACAGGUAUCGAUGGCCACGAGUCCAGCCUUAAGCCCAUACUAUUGCUGUUACAACAACAGCAAGACUUGA